AUGGAUGACGCAGAACUUAAUGCUAUAAGAUCGGCGAGAUUGUCCGAAUUGCAAAAAAAUUCGGGCCAAGCGCCGGCUGACCAAGGAGGGGAUAAAAAGGAUGACAUGAAGCUUUCGAUGUUAUCGCAAAUACUAGAAACAAGCGCCAGAGAAAGAUUGAGUAGAGUUAGGAUAGUUCGCCCAGAUAGGGCCGACGCAGUCGAGCAGUACAUCAUCAAGUUGGCCGCUACGGGGAACAUCACUCGGAAAUUAUCUGAAAAUGAUAUCGUGGAAAUUCUCGACGGUAUAUCACGAGAUGAGAAGAAACAGACACAGAGCAAGAUUGUGUUCGACAGAAGGACCACAAAUAUCGACUCGGACGAGGACGACGACUUCUUUGAUUAG
Messenger RNA from Debaryomyces hansenii CBS767, 384 nucleotides. RefSeq lists its product as uncharacterized. Gene Ontology annotation, cellular component: nucleus; cytosol. Lineage: Eukaryota; Fungi; Ascomycota; Pichiomycetes; Serinales; Debaryomycetaceae. Bases 1 to 384 code for a protein of 127 amino acids. The transcript has a single exon. Gene Ontology annotation, molecular function: DNA binding. The record is from RefSeq and is a predicted model, not a curated record.